Molecule: messenger RNA, 1404 nt
Organism: Durusdinium trenchii
Lineage: Eukaryota; Dinophyceae; Suessiales; Symbiodiniaceae
Source: the annotation of a GenBank genome assembly
AUGGCUCCCAAAGCGCUGAAACCUGCGCUGAAGCCACAGUCGCGGAGUGACCGAGCCGCCAAGAUCGAGCUGUGGGCCCUGGUGAGUUCCAGCGUCGUAUGGGCUUGCGGGCAAUGGAUUGUCGCGCCGGCCUUGCCGUAUUUUGCCAUGGCCAAAGGCGCCGGCCCUUCGAGUGGGGAUGAUCGAGUGAACGCGAAGGGGCCGAUGGAGUGCAUGCGGCCUGGGUACUUGUUGAUGGCCAGGGUGGAAACCGUGUUGCAAUUGCUGCUGGCACGAGCCACUCUGGGAUUUCUGUCUGGCGCUGCUGCAGUGGAAGUUGCCUUCGUUGCAGACUUGACUUCAAAGUCAGAUCGAGCAGACUGGGUCAUGACUCACUUCGAAUUUGAGCACCUUUGUUAUGCCAUUGCUGUUUUGGUCAUGCUGAACUUCCUCAUAGGCACCAAUGAACUUGGCUUCGCGUUGCUGCGCAUGUCCCAGAUGACCUACGACCGCGCAGACGUCCGCGACUCAGUUGGAGAUGAGUGGAGAGGUUCCUUCUCGGCCAUCGGUACACGGUACAUCACGGUACAGAUCAGCUGGUUGGCUCCCCAUGUGAUUGGUUUCUUCCGGCCCAAUGUGCUUUGCACUGUCUCGUCCAUGGCGACAGCCGCGGCCAUGGCCACUGGGCGUUUUCCGACUGGGCCCCGCGCCGGCGUCAGCCGGUCUCACACAGUGAAUGUGCUCAUGAGCACGGAACGAUCUUGGUGGACACCAUAUCUCUACGCCACUCUCUUUGGUUGCACUGCCACCAUUGUGGAAGUGGUCAGCAAGACCAGUUUGGUCGGGCAAUUGGUGGCUGAAAAGCAUCAGGCCGCCGUCUAUGGAAUGGAACGUGGGCUGCUCAAUCUGGGCUUUUCCAUGGGACCACUGGUGGGAGGAGCCAUCUAUGAGGAUUCUUUCGGUUUGCCAUACACGGUCUCGGCGUGUUGCCUUUGCGUCAGCAGCCUGGUGUAUCUCACGUUGCCUGGACGCCCGGGACCCGGAGGCGCGCUGCGCUCGGCGUGCUCGGCGCGCAGAGCGCCGCCGCGCGAAAGGGCGGUUCCGGAGGGUGGACGAACAGGACAGAGGUUGACACACAUGUUGAUGUACUCGUACUUAUCAAUUGACACGAUAUUAUCAUACAUUAUAUAUGGAAUAUGGACGUACUUGCGAGGUACGAGCAGGACCUUUGAUGGUGGCAAAUAUCAGCGGUAUAGCUUGCAGCAGUACAAACGCAGUAUAACAAUGAAGCUCAGGUCGAAUGAACAUGUUAAGAAGUCCUUAUACCCGCAGCGUGGAAGUCAUGGGAACACUUUCCGGAGUGUUAUUUUUCGAGUGUCCACGCGCCACGCUCCUCGUGUUUUUCCCCAAGCAGUUUACUGUUAG